This is a messenger RNA of Durusdinium trenchii, 501 nucleotides long. Lineage: Eukaryota; Dinophyceae; Suessiales; Symbiodiniaceae. The record is from the annotation of a GenBank genome assembly.
AUGGAGGUCUUACAAAUUCGGCCGAACGUCAUAAGCUUCAACGCUGCCAUCAGUGCAUGUGAAAAAGCUGGUCAAGCUGAGGCAGCUGUGCAGGCCUUGGAGAUGUUGAGAAGAACCACUCAGCCCGACGUGGUGAGCUUCAGCGCCGUGAUCAAGGCGCAGGCAACGGUGUCUCACCACUGGAGGAGGUCGGUAGAGCUGCUGAGGGACAUGAAGGUUCGCGAGAUUCUCCCCAAUCUGCUGACCUUCAACAGCGUUGUGGACGCUCUUGGCAUUUCGAGUGCGUGGACGCAAAGCUUACUUCUCCUGGAGGAUCUUCGGAAGCGACGUCACCAGCCGGACAUGAUCACCUUCGCCGGCUCCGUGAACGCCUGCGCGCGCGCCCUGUGCCGCGGACACACGGUGCAGCUGCUGGGCGGCAUCGAUCAGCGACGCGUGGCCGGAGCCGUCCGCCGAAAGAGCAGCCGCAGCGUGCGGAGCAGGAGUGUUCCGGAUAUUUAG